AUGGAUUCUUCCAAAUACGAUUAUUGUGAAAACUUUGAUAAAGUCCAUGGAAUCUUAAUGUAUAAAGAUUUUGUCAAACAUUGGGAUGAUGUGGAAACAUUCCAGGCAAGACCAGAUGAUAUUGUCAUUGUCACCUAUCCUAGAUCUGGUACUACGUGGGCUAGCGAAAUUAUAUACCUGAUCUGUAAAGAUGGUGAUGUGGAAAAGUGCAAAGAAGAUGUAAUUUUUAAUCGAAUACCUUUCCUGGAAUGCAGAAAGGAAAAAUUUGUGAAUGGAGUAAAACAAUUAAAUGAGAUGGUAUCUCCCAGAAUAUUGAAGACUCAUCUGCCACGUGAACUUUUUCCAGCCUCAUUUUGGGAAAAGAACUGUAAGAUCAUCUACAUUUGCCGAAAUGCCAAGGAUGUGGCCGUUUCUAAUUAUUAUUUCUUUCAAAUGAUAAAUUCUUAUCCAGAUCCUGGAUCUUUUCCAGAGUUUGUGGAGGAAUUCAUGCAAGGAGAAGUUCCUUACGGCUCCUGGUUUAAACAUGUAAUAUCUUGGUGGGAAGAGAGAAACAAUCCAUGUGUGCUGUUUAUUUUGUAUGAAGACAUGAAAGAGGAUAUCAGAAAAGAGGUGGUAAAAUUGAUCCGGUUCCUGGGAAGGAAGCCAUCAGAGGAGCUUGUGGAAAAGAUCGUACAACACACUUUAUUCCAGGAGAUGAAAAACAAUCCAUGUACCAAUUAUACAACAGUACCAGACGAAGUCAUAAACCAAAAAGUGACACCCUUCAUAAGAAAGGGGAUUACAGGAGACUGGAAGAAUCACUUUACAGUAGCCCUGAAUGAAAGAUUUGAUCUUCACUAUGAGCAGCAAAUGAACGAGUGUACAUUGAAGUUUAGAACUGAGAUCUAA
Messenger RNA from Cynocephalus volans (Philippine flying lemur), 888 nucleotides. RefSeq names its product sulfotransferase 1E1-like. Bases 1 to 888 code for a protein of 295 amino acids. Gene Ontology annotation, cellular component: cytoplasm. Gene Ontology annotation, molecular function: aryl sulfotransferase activity. Gene Ontology annotation, biological process: sulfation. The transcript is spliced from 7 exons. NCBI's taxonomy places the organism in Eukaryota, Metazoa, Chordata, Mammalia, Dermoptera, Cynocephalidae. The record is from RefSeq and is a predicted model, not a curated record.